This is a messenger RNA of Drosophila melanogaster (fruit fly), 1026 nucleotides long. It is a transcript of the gene spn-D, whose product is annotated as spindle D. Gene Ontology annotation, biological process: DNA repair. Gene Ontology annotation, molecular function: ATP binding; DNA binding; ATP-dependent DNA damage sensor activity. The transcript is spliced from 6 exons. The coding region runs from base 89 to 901 and encodes 270 amino acids. Gene Ontology annotation, cellular component: nucleus. The record is from RefSeq and is marked reviewed. NCBI's taxonomy places the organism in Eukaryota, Metazoa, Arthropoda, Insecta, Diptera, Drosophilidae.
UCAUAUGGCGCGAUUGUUUUGAUUAUUUGCGAUCCCAUCUUUUGUUUUUUAAGAGUUUUAAAAAGGAUUAAGCAGUCAGGAGUUUACAAUGAAUCAUAGAUUUGUUCGGGUUUGGGAGCCAUCGCAACCAGAAGCAAUUGAAAGAAGACCAUCUGUGUCCCAUGAAAACUUUCGAAUAUUUGAUAAAUCCUGCUGGGACAUUUCCCAAAGUGCCUCAAAUAAGAUCCUGACGGGCAAGAAAGCCCUGGACACUCACUUUGGAGGUGGAAUAUCCUUGGGUCACCUGGUUGAACUGAUCGGCAAUUCGGGCACCGGAAAGACGCAAAUGUGCUUGCAACUUUGCCUAAAUGUACAAAUUCCCAAGGCAGCUGGUGGAUUGGAGGGCAGUGCAUUAUUUAUAGACACCAGGCAGGAUUUCCAUCCUGACAGAUUAAUGGGCCUAGCUCUGAAACUGGAAAGGCAGUAUGCACAUAGAGUUCCAGAAUUUAAGGCUCACAAAAUGCUGCAGAAAAUCCACUAUGUGAGGUGCCCGAAACUGGAUCAAUUAAUGGCCACUGUGCUCAGUUGCCACAGGCAUCUCGUCGAUCAUCCCGAUAUUAAGCUGAUUGUAAUCGACUCCCUGGCUUUUACUCUGCGAAUGCUUGAGGAUGGCGCCCAUCGUUACGAGAUGCUUCUGGAACUGCAUGAAAGCAUGCGGAGAUUGCAACGUCAACACGAAUUGACCUGGGUCUUCACCAAUGUGCUCACGCAUCGCUACGUCAAGCAAAAGUUCCAAGUGGAGCCCGCCUUGGGGGAUCUGCAUUCGCACUUGAUCAACGAGCGCAUCUGGUUUUCGGGCAGCUCUGAGCUUCACCUGGGCAAGUCGUGGCGAACGAGUAGAUUAAUUAAGGAAUCCGAAUGAGGCUACAUCACUUUUACUUUGUGUCGAGUUUAAGCAUUAGUUAAAAAUAGGUACAUGCGUAUUAGGAUUAAAUAUGCAAUUAUCAGAUGAUAAUUUUUCUAUAAAAUAAAAAUAUGUUUAGCAAG